This is a messenger RNA of Brienomyrus brachyistius, 2567 nucleotides long. RefSeq lists its product as uncharacterized. The transcript is spliced from 10 exons. The record is from RefSeq and is a predicted model, not a curated record. NCBI's taxonomy places the organism in Eukaryota, Metazoa, Chordata, Actinopteri, Osteoglossiformes, Mormyridae. Gene Ontology annotation, molecular function: protein tyrosine/serine/threonine phosphatase activity. Gene Ontology annotation, biological process: protein dephosphorylation; cilium assembly. Bases 126 to 2159 code for a protein of 677 amino acids.
UGUGUGUGCAUAUGUACAUAUCAUAAAUUGCAGCUGCAAGAUGCACAGUGCCCCACUGCCACAGCCUGGUCAUUAGAGACACACCAGCCUGUUUUUUUCUGAAGCUUAAUCACAUCACCCGCGUCAUGACUCUGCCUGUCCCGGUUCCCCGGCCAUCCUACUCCCAGGCACGGGAGACACUAGUCAAAGUCAUCCCGGCAAAAAUCAUCUGCCUGCUGGCCUGCGGCGGGAGGGACUGCCGCUAUGAGGGUCCGGAGUGCUGGAGAGCCAGCCAGCAGGCGAUUCGGGGGCUCUUCUCCUCGUGGAUCACCGAAAACAUCGUGGCGAUGUCACGACCUUCUACACAGCUCAUCCAAACGUACAACAUCAUCGAGCAGUUCCACAAGGUGAACAUCAGGUCCAUCAUAAACAUGCAGCUGCGUGGAGAGCAUGCUCACUGCGGCCCCCCCUUGGAUCCCGACUCUGGAUUCUCCUACUCCCCGCAGAUCUUCAUGGAGAAUGGCAUCUCCUUCUAUAACUUUGGCAUGCCGGACUUCAGUGUGGCGUCGCUGCCCAGGAUGCUGGAUGCUGUGAAAGUGCUAGCAUUCGCAGUGCAGCAGGGGAGAGUCGCCGUGCACUGUCAUGCAGGCCUGGGCCGCACUGGUGUGCUGAUCGCCUGCUACCUGAUCUACGAGCUGCGCGUCACCCCCAGCGAGGCGGUGCACUACGUACGGCUCAGGAGGCCACGCUCUGUACAGACACGCGCCCAGAUCCAUAUGGUCUUCAGCUUCGCUCGUCUGCUGGCCACGCAGCUGGCGCUGUACCCGGACCUAAGUCGUAGGCACCGCGCCCCCUUCAGCUUGCAGCAACACCUGCAGCGGCAGGUCCUCCUGCUCCAUGGCGAGGAGGCACGUCGCCUGAAGAACGUGCCCAAGGUGGUGGACUUCCUCUGCAGGAGGUUGGUGGCCCUGGCCUGGGGCCAAGAGUGCUCUCGCGGCUGGAAGGCGGAGGUGGCGAGGCGGGCAGCUGUGCUGGAGCUGACGAAGGUGGUGAGAGACACUCUGCUCAGGACCGACUUCCCGAUCCAUCUCAGGGAUCCUACGGCAUGGAAGCCCUUUAUCUGUACAGGGUCUUCCUGGGACGAGAAAGACAGCUUCCUGGAGUGGAAGAGGGAGGUGGUCCUAAACAAGAGGAGUUAUAGUGAAUCUGACCUAAGCAAGGUCUCCAUCUAUGAGGAUCUAGACUUUGAGCAGUACCCUACUCUGCCAGAAGGGGGCACCACAGGGGAGUUGAAACUGAGUGGUGAAGCACCUGGAGGCUUGGAUCUGAGUGGCCCUAGAAUGCAGCACUGUAACGGCUGGUCAAACACGGAUGGGGGUCUCUGCCUGAAACAUCAAGCUUUAUGCUGCCCUGGCAGUGCAGUGAGGUCUAAAUUCAAUCCCAAGACGGUGCCAGUGCUGGCUAAGUGCAUGUCAAGCUCAGAGCUACUGGACACUAAUUUCUCCCACCUGGUGUCCACGUGUGGGGUCAUCGCCAUGGCAAUGGCAGAGCAAGAUCCCCCUGGGGAUGCAACCUUGCGGAAGUCCGCUGCACUGCAGGAGGAGCUAAAUGGGAGCGAGUGUGGCUGGGCGGCACUUGCCACAGAAAUGGACCCUGGCGUCCUCAGCUGUCUGCUCUGGACCUGGCUGGAGAAGCUACAGGAACCAGUUUUGGACGGGAAGGAUGUGGACCAGCUAAACAGCCCUCCUGGCCUCAAAAAGUUGCACAAGGUGAGGCUUCUCAGAAAGGUCUGUCUUGUAAUGCUUGAAUCGCUUCUCUACAACAGGAUGUUGGGGGCGGAAGAACAGGGUUUGGGAUUAAAUGGUGCAGCGUUGUCCUCUCUGCAGUGUCAGGAACAAACCAUCUCCUGUCUUCUCCGCUGCAUCAGUCAGGUGACCAGCCUCUGUCCAGAGCUCGAGGACUGCGUCCUGAGGCGUCUAGUCCGAGCCCUGACCAGGUGCUCCGUAGAUAACCUGGCAGGGUACGAUGCAGUGACACACCUCUUCAGGGACACUGUCCGCGGAAUACGACACCGCGACCUGGUCACGGGAGCAGUGGCCCAGAUCGCUAAGAAGAGUAGAUGCAGAAAUCAGCAACACAUCACUGUGCGCCUGCGAUGCCCAGAAGAUCCCCAGGUCUGACGUCGUAGGACUUUCCGGGAGGAUCUGUGACCUGUGAUGUUCCUUUCGAGGGUAACAUCAUCCAUAUGGUGCUGUUCACCUUCUGUAACAUGAUGUUCUUGUGUGCAGAGUGUGAGGGUCAUGACCGCAUGAGCAUAAACACAUGAACAUGUGAACUUUGAUCGUUAUGUUAGGCCCUGGAAAUUUUUAACAUACACAUGAUGCACUCUUGGGACAGGGCUGAGCAGUCUGUCAGGAAUAAAUACUGUAUAUUAAAGUUGUUUUGUGUACAUAAUGCAUAAUGCAACAUUGCUCUUAAUUGGCUGAAUUACUCCAAGCAUAUUUUAUACGUGAAGUCAAAUAAAAUUAAAGACGAAUAAAGUCUGCCCCCCCCCCCCCCCAGGCUAAAACCAGUCAUUUUCUGCAGUG